AUGACAGCAGUUCUUCAUAUGGAUAGAAGCCGCAGUCAGCCAUUGGCACAGUCGAUUAAUGUCAUGAAAGCAUGUGAGUUUGGGAGCAUUUCAGAGGUGAAAAGGGAACUGAAGAAGCUAUUGCUUCUUGUCACCCAAGACAAGGAGGAUUGCAGCCCUGAAGUUUAUGACGAGAUCUGUGACAAGGCACAGGCAUUGAAGAAGACUAAAUGUCGUAAACCCUCUCCCUCCAAAUUCAGAUCGUUUUCUGGACAGUUGGAUUCAAUUCCUGUGCCGGACAUUUUUCAAUGUCUCAUAUCGUUGGACCUUAUGAGAGAUCCCGUCAUGAUUUCCAAUGGGGAGACAUAUGACAGGCCAUUUAUUGAAGCAUGGCUAGAUUCAGGGCACUGCACAUGUCCCAAAACGCAAGAGUUCCUACCACACUUGAUAUUGACUCCAAAUCAUCUUGUUCGAACGAUAAUUGAGCAAUGGUGCCACUGGCAGGGGCUACAACUUAAAACUUCUCUCACAAAUUCCAACCCCAAUGGCAGUGAAGUUAUAACACACAAGGAUCGUAACUAUUUGAGUGCAUUGGUAAGAAAACUCUCAGGGGAGCGUCAGUCAGAACAGAGAGAAGCUGCCCGGGUGCUCAGGGCUCUAACGAGAAAGCAGUCAUUAUACAGGGCUCAUCUUGUUCGAGAAGACCAGGUGAUACCAGCAUUGAUUCAUUUGAUGAGGAGCCCUGAUAAAGAAACCCAGGAGCACGCAGUAACCACAUUGUUAAAUAUGUCCAUUCUCAAUGCAAACAAGAAACUGAUUGUGGAAGGAGGAGCUGUGCAACCCAUGGUAGAGGUUCUAAAACAUGGUAGCAUGGCAGCCAGAGAGAAUGCAGCGGCAGCUCUGUUCAGUUUAUCUGCAGUAGAAGACAACAAGAUUGUGAUUGGUGGGUCUGGUGCCAUACCCCCAUUGGUGGAGCUUCUAAGUCAUGGCAGUUGGAGGGGCAAGACUGAUGCUGCCUCUGCACUCUUCAAUUUGUGCAUAACUCGAGGAAACCGAGGAAAGUGCGUACGGGCUGGCGUGGUGCCCAUUUUGGUGGAGCUAAUGAAGAAUGGAGGGGAAGAAGAAGAGGAGAAGAGCAUUUCAAUGGCGGAUGAGGCAUUGACCAUUCUGGCCCUUGUAGCUAGGAAUGAGGAAGGUGCCACAACCAUUCGGAAUGCCGGUGCCCUUCCUUUGCUUAUCCAAUAUGUGGAGCAUAGCUCUCCUCACAACAAAGAGAAUGCAAUGACGAUACUGUUCUUACAGUGCUCUAGGGAUCCUGCAUAUCUGAAUGAGGUGAAAAAUAUUGGGGAAGGCGAUGGGUAUGUGGCAUUGCUAGAUCUUAGCAUCAAUGGGACGUCUAGAGCUAGGCGCAAGGCCUACCUCUUAUUAAACCAGAUGCAUAAACAUGUAUCUAGGGAGUGA
Molecule: messenger RNA, 1440 nt
Organism: Cryptomeria japonica (Japanese cedar)
Lineage: Eukaryota; Viridiplantae; Streptophyta; Pinopsida; Cupressales; Cupressaceae
Product: U-box domain-containing protein 14-like
Exons: 2
Coding region: 1-1440 (479 amino acids)
Biological process (GO): protein ubiquitination
Cellular component (GO): cytoplasm; nucleus
Molecular function (GO): ubiquitin-protein transferase activity; protein binding
Source: RefSeq, a predicted model, not a curated record